GAUGUAUUAUCAAAUCGAAAAUCCCAAAUAUUACAUUAGUUGUCCUACAUCUUCAAAAAUUACAUCGGCCAUCGUUACAUUUUUUUUUGCUGUGUACGUACACGGCGAAUCGGCUACAACGGUGGGCACUAACCUUACUCUUGUAUGAUUUCAGCAUCACGUACAUCAAUACAGAUAGCUUCGGGUAUGCCGAUAUUCUCUCCAGGCUGAUUAACAAGCACACUCGGCCAAAUGAGGAUUACGUGAUUGCAUCCAUCGAGUUGGAAGAUUCUAUGAAUGAAAUCGUCAAGCAAUCUCUAGAAUUUCUUCCAAUCACAUUCAAGGUAGUGCAGCGAGAAACACGAUGCGACGAAAUUUUGCAGGAGGUUUACAAGUUUGUGCAGCAAGGUUGGCCAUCGAAUACAUCUGACAUUUGCUCUAAAUUACAACCAUUUGUACAACGUCGAGCAAGUCUUUCCAGCGUGGGGCAAUGUCUUAUGUACGGAGAGCGUCUAGUAAUUCCAACCAAGCUGCAACCUAAAGUGCUUCAGUUGCUUCACAAGGGGCACCCUGGCAUCGAGCGAAUGAGGUCAGUCGCCAGAAACUAUGUUUAUUGGCCAGGGAUCGACGAUCAAAUAGCACAACGAGUCAAGGCUUGCAUCGAGUGCUCUAAAGCAGCAAAAACCAACAUCAAAACGAAUCUGCAAAGUUGGCCAGCACCUGAGCGACCGUGGCAGCGCAUUCAUGCUGACUUUGCUGGCCCCGUCGAUGGAAAUUUUUUCUUGAUCGUGGUAGAUUCGUACAGCAAGUGGCCUGAGGUUAUCCCGACGAAACGAAUCUCUACCGCAGCGACACUCAACAUGUUUCGAGAAAUCUUCGCCCGGCAUGGUAUGCCGGAAACACUAGUGACCGACAACGGAACCCAGUUUACUAGUGAAUGCUUCGAACGCUACUGUGAGUCCAACGGCAUUUUGCAUCUGCGCACUCCACCAUACCACCCACAGUCGAAUGGGCUCGCCGAUACAUUCAAGCGAGGAAUGAAGAAAAUAACAACGGGGGGAGAGGCCCUUCGUGAAGCUAUCGACACCUUUCUCCUGUGUUACCGCUCUACCCCGUGUCGUAGCGCACCUGCUGGUAAAUCGCCUGCAGAGCUGUUGGUAGGCAGGAAGCUGCGUACCGCACUGGACUUGUUAAAACCUUCUGCACCACCAACACAGUCCAACCAUUCUGCACAGGAGGCUCAAUUUAAUCGGAAGCAUGGUACGAAGUCGAUCAACUACGAUGCCGGGGAUUUGGUCUGGGCAAAACAACAUCGAAACAAUGCCUGGACAUGGGAAGCUGGCCGAGUCAUCGAGCGUGUUGGCCAUGUCUUAUACAACGUCUGGCUGACAGAUGGCCAGCACCUAGUGCGCUCACACUGCAACCAACUUCGUAAGCGAAACUCUCCAGACCAGCCCGACCAACAACAAUCUUCGGAUUCAGUUCGCCUACCACUUGACAUUCUGUUGGGUUCCUGCGGAAUGAAUCGAGCUGAAACCGAAUCCACAACACCUGCGCCGGAAAAAGGUUUAUUUCCGGGAAUCAUCCAGCCAACAGGAAAUGCAUCACUGUCAGCUGUUCAGCCACCAGGUGUACGUCGUCGUCAUUCUACAAUUCCCCAAAACGCUACUACUCAGCAAGAACAAGUGCAGCCUCGCCUCUUCUCGUGUAAGAAGAGCACCCGUGAGGUAUGCACCUUACCAGUUUUAUUGAAGGGGGAGAUGUUGGGAGGAGGCCCACCCUACGACACCAUCAUCAACCAUCAUCAUCAGUGGGGCUCAUCGACUGACGGACUGUCAAAAGCCUGAUGCUCCCACACGGAAGUGAUAAUAAGAAGAUAAGCCAUAGAAUAGUUCUCUUUAUAUUUGUCCGCCAAAGUCUUAACACGCUAUUUU
Messenger RNA from Uranotaenia lowii, 1913 nucleotides. RefSeq lists its product as uncharacterized. The transcript has a single exon. Gene Ontology annotation, molecular function: nucleic acid binding. Bases 273 to 1826 code for a protein of 517 amino acids. Gene Ontology annotation, biological process: DNA integration. NCBI's taxonomy places the organism in Eukaryota, Metazoa, Arthropoda, Insecta, Diptera, Culicidae. The record is from RefSeq and is a predicted model, not a curated record.